AAAAACGUUCUGGUGAUUUAGAGCAUUAAUAACAUUGUUCAUUGCCUCCUACAGUUGUAUGCGUCUCGGUGCGAUCAGGCGCGCAACAGAAGGUGAGCCCACAUGGGCCAACAUUUGUCGUUUUAAUUCAGUGACCGGAAAAAAACAAACUGUGAAAAAGUUGAACUAUAGAAGAAAGGCAAGAUCACAAUGUCUAUUUUUUCCGCUCCCGGACAUGAGAACACGAAGAACUCUCGGAAAUGUUCAGGAGUGGCACGUGGAAAGAGACCACCGGAUUUGGAGCUCUCCGAAGCCACAAUUGGUGCGCAUGGAUCAGAAACAGCUGCGGGAAACGAAAGAAUACAGGAGGAAGGCAGCGCCUAUGUCGCAGCAUCCCGUGUUCACCUGCACCCCUACCUGUCUCAUCCCCGGAUGUCUGUGCGGAUGUCGGUGUACAGCACCGGGGUUCGCCCAGCUCUCACCCGCGCCUACAUCCAGGGACGCGUGUAUAACUUCCUGGAAAGGCCGUCUGGUUGGAAAUGCUUCAUGUAUCACUUUUCAGUGUUUCUCAUAGUACUGGCCUGUCUGAUCCUCAGUGUCCUCUCUACCAUUGACCAAUUCCAGGCUCUGGCUCACACAACUCUCUUCUGGGUGGAGAUCGUUCUUGUGGUGUUCUUCGGUGUGGAAUAUUUCGUCCGCAUUUGGUCUGCAGGCUGCCGCAGUAAAUAUGUUGGCAUCUGGGGCCGACUACGCUUUGCCAGGAAGCCAAUAUCUAUUAUAGAUCUAAUCGUGGUUGUUGCUUCAAUAGUUGUGUUGUCAGUGGGCUCCAAAGGCCAGGUCUUCGCUACUUCUGCUGUAAGAGGGAUUCGCUUCCUGCAAAUCCUGCGUAUGCUGCAUGUCGACAGGCAGGGUGGAACCUGGCGUCUCCUGGGCUCAGUGGUCUUCCUCCAUCGGCAGGAGCUGAUCACCACUCUGUACAUCGGGUUUCUGAGCCUGAUCUUCUCCUCGUACUUCGUCUACCUGGCAGAGAAAGAUACAAUUGAUAGCACAGGUUCCACUGGCUUUGGAAACUAUGCGGAUGCUUUGUGGUGGGGAGUGGUGACUGUGACUACAAUUGGCUAUGGAGACAAAGUGCCACAAACCUGGAUUGGAAAGACCAUUGCAUCUUGCUUCUCAGUGUUUGCCAUCUCUUUUUUUGCGCUGCCGGCGGGAAUUUUAGGCUCUGGCUUUGCCCUGAAGGUGCAGCAAAAGCAAAGACAGAAACACUUCAACAGACAGAUCCCUGCGGCUGCCUGUCUCAUACAGACAUCAUGGAGAUGUUUCGCAGUGGAUAACUUUGAUUCUGCUACAUUCAAGCUGUUUUUGAGAAAGAAAUCCAACAUUCCUCUGUCCAGCCCCAAGCAGAAAAAAUUGGUGAAGAUGAGAAGGAAGUUGAAGAUUACUGACAGGGACAAUGGUCCAGCUUCUCCCACAGUCCCCAGCAUCACCUGUGACUCUGUGUUUGACAGCGGAAGGGAGCUAAGUUCAGAUGUUUACAGCACUGUUGGCACAGAUCGCCAGCAUUCAUGGACAUCUUUGUCUUCUCUGCAGUUCAGCUCACCACCCACAGUAAAAAGAGGCCCCAGCCUUAUGGAUGCCCAGUCCCCCAUCCCACUCCCAAGAAACUGCAGUUUUGCUGACGACCUAGAGCUGGAGUCAGAGCGAGAAAGUGAACUGGCUCCAGCCAGCACAGUAUCACAACUGACGGAUUCACACCGAAAAGCCAUCCGUGUGAUACAGAAAAUGCAUUAUUUAGUGGCUAAGAGAAAUUUCCAGCAAGCCCGUAAGCCAUAUGAUGUCAGAGAUGUGAUUGAACAGUACUCCCAGGGUCACCUCAACCUCAUGCUGCGAAUCAAGGAACUGCAGAGAAGACUAGAUCAGUCUUUAGGGAAGAUGACUCUGUUCCAGACGGGUUCAGACCGAGCCAGAGAUAAAGGAAACAACUCGAUUGGAUCAAGGCUCAACAGAAUGGAGGACAAGAUAACACGCAUGGACCAAAUGCUGAACCACAUCGCAGAGUCCCUCACCUUCCUGUUGGACCAGAGGGAUGUCAGUGUUGGUGAAGUUAGAGGCAGGCUGAGACCUCGGCUCAGACGAACCUGUAAUGUCCUUACUAAUCAGGACAGCCUGCCAAGUAAUGACCAGCUGUCUACAUCUCCUUCAUCAUUCUCCAACAACACCAGCAGCCCCAACCCUCCACUCAGCUCCACUGCCAGUCAGGAUGAGAGCUGCUGAACCUGAAAACCUGAAACCUGAAACCAGACAUCUUCAAUGCGUUCCACAGUGUUUGCUCACCUGUUUAUGCUGGGUAAAGACAAAUUGAAUAUAUUCUUCUGUCUAUGAUGAGCACAUGUACUGAGCUGCUUUCUCAAAUACUGAUAUCAUGAGGUUUUUAGAAAAAUCUUACCAGGAAAUGUGGCAUAUGUCAGGGUUAAAAUAUAUGAAGAAGGUAAAAGAAAGCUAUGCCUUUCAAAUCAUGUUUGUUGGACAAUUUUCAUUUUUAAGGUUGAAUUUAUUAAGAUAUAUUUCCAAAUCUUUAUUUUAGUACUAUUAUUUUUUAAUUGGUGGAAAAAAGAGAGCCUCAAUAUUUAAUACUGAAAUAUUAGUAUUUCUUUUUUAUUUGUACUAUUUAGAGUUCUGAAAUAUAUUCAAAAAAAUGACUCAAAGGUUUUAAAAUGUUUGUAUGGUUUAUUAUUGAGUACCUAUCCCUGCAGCAAAUCAGCUACUUCUAAACAGUUUUUGCUGUCAGCAAAGAAUGUGUCAGUUCUUGUUUAAGGAUCUAUGUCUUUGUGUUAAAUUUGAGGCCAUCUUGUAUGCACUGUUCACUUAAGGUGGAUUUAAAGGUUUGCAGUGUUGCUUAGGUUAGUGGACAGUGAGGAUCUGGUCACAACCAUGCAUUUGCUGCUCGGUAGGAUUCUGAUAGCAUUGACUGCGACAAAAUCACAAAAUCAGAUAAAUCCACCCUAGUACUUAACAGGUACAGCCAGAUGUGAUUAAGAGUUUUUUUAAAAGCUGUAAAAGUAGCAUUCCCUACUCUCUUCUACAGUUCUAGUCAACAAGAGCUUGGUAAAACUUUGUUAAGGCCUAGCAUUCUCAGUAUUUCCAAACAUUAAUAUUUUUAGUUCCCUUUUCCUUUGUGUAGUUUUGGAACGCAUUAGCUGAAGAAAAUGUUUUCUUCCUUACGCUAUUGAGGUUUAUUCAUCAGCUAGAGUCACAAAGUGAGGACUUUUUUUUAAAUGUUCCUAUUUUAACACAAAUGUUUUUUUAAAAUACUACAGAGGAUGGAGCCUUAUGUUUCAAUUACUUGUAAUUUUAUACAUUUUGUUUUGCUUUAUGGAAUUUUUAUUUUUUCCAGCCCCAGUCCAAUAUUGAGCCAUUUUUUCCAUCCAAGAUAUUUUACUUAAAGAAGUAGAAUAUGUGGAGUGUAACUAUAUUAAUGAACUUAUUGUGGAUUUUUAGAUACCUCUUUGAUUCUUUUAAUAUUUAAUAUUAUUAUACACUACCGGUCAAAGGUUUUAGAUACACUUUCUCACUUAAUGGGCCUCUUUAUUUUUAUGACUAUUUACAUUGAAGAUUCUCACCAAAGGCAACA
Girardinichthys multiradiatus is the source of this 3610-nucleotide messenger RNA. RefSeq names its product potassium voltage-gated channel, KQT-like subfamily, member 1.1 (gene kcnq1.1). Gene Ontology annotation, cellular component: membrane. Gene Ontology annotation, biological process: transmembrane transport; potassium ion transport. The record is from RefSeq and is a predicted model, not a curated record. Gene Ontology annotation, molecular function: voltage-gated potassium channel activity. Bases 190 to 2253 code for a protein of 687 amino acids. The transcript has 17 exons. NCBI's taxonomy places the organism in Eukaryota, Metazoa, Chordata, Actinopteri, Cyprinodontiformes, Goodeidae.